GUUGCCAUGGCGGCGAGGCUGGGCUGACUGGGAAAGGAAAGCCAGCCUCGCAGAGGGAAGGCCCGGCUCGGGCAAAGCGGAGUCAGGAGACCAAGGCUCAGCGCCCGAGGGGCACCGUGACGCCUCCACCACCACCCACCACCGGAGAGAGCCAGAGCCAGAGCCAGGGAAGGAGGAGUCUCCGGCAAGCCCAGCGCACCCAGCCAACCAGUUCCGUGUGCCGGAGAGAGGAAGAGCGAGCAAGGGAAUGCAGGCAGGUGGACUUUGUCCUCGCUGAAGGCUCCGGGACAGCUCCUUGGACGGAAGUUUCAAGCCGAAGAAGGAGAGACCACCCUCGCUGCCUGCUCAGCCCUCCUUGAAGCCGAAGGAGCGGGAGGGGCACAGACAAGGGUUUGGUUCUGCAACCACUGCAAGAGCACAGCUACCUGGCGCUUUGGAAACUCCUUGGGGCCGUUCCCUUCAGCGUAGGAACUCUGAGCCAAAUACUCCUGUGCUCCUUGAAGUUUGCAGCCUGGAAAGGAAGGUGCAGGCAACUCCGGCAGAGACAGGUAGACUUUGUCCUUGCUGAAGGCUUUGGGAGAACUCCUUGAACCAAGGUUUCAAGUCAAGGGAGGGGAGAGCACCCUCUCUUCUUGCCCUGCUCUCUGUGCUGUUGGAGAAAGGCUUUGAAAGUGCAGGAGGGACGAAGACGGGGGUUUUGUUCCAUAACAACUGUAACAACACAGCUACCUGGGUCCUUGGAGGCUCUGUUUGCUUCAUGUCGAAGAUACUCCGAGACAAAACUCCAGGGCUUCUUUGAGCCUGGAAAAGCAAGUGCAGAGCAACAAAGUCAGAGGCCCUGUGAGGAUUUUGUUCCAUAACAACUGCAAGAGCACCACGACCUGGAGCGUUGGAAGUUCUUUGGGGCCAUUUGCUUCAUGUCGGCAACAGCAGCAGAGUCGGAACUCUCAGCCAAAAGUCUGGAGCGCCUUUGAGAGUCUGUAACCUGGAAAAGAAGACACAGACAGCGUUGACAGAGGCUUGGAAUGGCUCUGCCGCCAGAGGAGACUUGCCCUCCUUGUCUGCUGUGUUUGGAGACCUCACCUCUGGAAAGGAGGAGGUCACAGCCUGAGCAUUAUCUAGGGAACGAGGUCUGUGUCUCGGCUUGAGCGGCAGUAGUUCCAAGAGGUCACCUGGAGACCCGUCAUCGGCUGCACUCUGGACAGAGAGGAAGGAGGCACACCGCGGCUGGCAGAGGAUUAAAGCAGGGCCAGAGGACUUGGACAGAACCUUCCUUUUCAUUCUUGGUUGUCAGUUACCUGGCGGAGGUGGCACUCGGCUGUGCGUUGCUUAAACUGGCUGUCCUUUGCAGGAAAGGGGUCGGCAAAGCCCUCGGCGCUUCUGCCUGGCGCCCUGAACCCGCGGCCAGCCAUGGCGGAGCACCAGGAGCUGGUGGCGGAGAUGUCGGCGGUGAUCCGGAUGGGCACCCAGGAGCGGCUGAAGCACGCCCAGAGGCGGCGCAUCCAGCAGCUGAAGCGAUGGGCCCAUUUCGAGAAGGACGUCCAGAGCAAGAAGGGCAAGGGGGAGAAGAGGAAGAAGGGCAGCACCGGCACUGCCCAGGAAAAGCGCGUGGUCUUCCCCGAGAGUGUCCGGCUCCUGGAGGCCGCCUGUCGCAACGAUGUGGCAGAAGUGCGGCAGUUCCUUCAGAAUGGCCUCGAUCCCAAUUUGUACAACGAAGAUGGUCUCACUGCAUUGCAUCAGUGUUGCAUCGAUGACUACAAGGAAAUUGUGCUGCUGCUACUGGAAGCUGGUGCGGACAUCAACGCCUGCGACAGCGAGCUCUGGACCCCGCUUCAUGCCGCUGCCACCUGCGGACACCUUCGCCUGGUGCAGCUGCUCAUUGAGAGAGGCGCCAACCUGCUGGCCGUCAACUCGGAUGGGAACAUGCCCUACGACCUCUGUGAGGAUGACGCCACCUUGGACUACAUCGAGACCGCCAUGGCCGACCAAGGUAUCACUCAGGAGACCAUUGAAGACGCCCGUUCGUCCGUGGAGCGCACCAUGGUGGACGACAUCCACCGGCUGGUCAAGGAGGGGGUGGACCUGAAUACGCCCCUGGAACACAGGGCCACCUUGCUGCACAUCGCCGCGGCUAAUGGCUACCUGGAGGCGGCUGAGCUGUUGCUCGAACACAAAGCCAACAUGAGCGCCAAGGACGACGACGGCUGGCAGCCACUCCACGCCGCGGCCUGCUGGGGACACGUUCAGGUGGUGGAGCUCCUGGUGGCACACGGGGCUGACCUCAACGGGAAGUCAGUGCUGGAUGAGACACCCCUUGAUGUCUGUGCAGACGAAGAGGUCCGGUCCAAGAUCCAGGAAUUGAAACAAAAGCACGACGCCAUCAAGAAGUUGCACGACAAGCACAAGUCAAUGCUCCAGCGACGGACGUCCAGCGCCGGGAGCCGAGGGAAAGUGGUGAGGCGGGUGAGCGUGUCGGAGCGCACCAGCCUGUACCGCCGGGAGCACGAGAAGGAGGCCAUUGUGUGGCAGCAGCAGGCGGCCGAGGGCGAGGCGGCAGAGGGCGAGGUGGACGACGAGGACAAGCAGACAGAUGCGGAGCUCCAACCACCAGUGUCGGAGGAAGAGGUGGAGGAGGAGGAGGAGGAGGAGGAGGAGGAGGCGGCGCCCCCGGAGCCCUGUUCCCCGGACCCCCCCUCGGAGAGCAACGGGACGGCCCACUCGCACCCGCACUCGCACUCUCGGCACUUGUUCUCCAAGCGGAUGGACCGCAGCCUGACCUACCACCUGGGCCCCCGGGAGGAGGGCUCCGCGGCCCCCCCGCACCUCAGCAAGGACAGGGCCCAGCACACCUUGGCCGACCUCAAGCGCCAGCGGGUGGCCGCCAAGCUCCAGCGGCACCACUCGGAAGUGGACUUCUCUCCGGGUCCCGGCGAAGGGACGCAGUUGUCGGAGAGCAACUCGGUGUAUUCCACGCCCACGAGUGGGGACCCCCCUCUCCUGAAGCUGACGGCUCCGGUGGAAGAGACCCCGGCCGAGAAGAGGCGCUGCUGCAGGGUCAUGUGAGCGCCCAGAGAGACCCCGCAAGCCUGGCCCCGGACGAUGCGAUGCCCGGUGGGUCGGCAGCCAUGUCGGUGGCAGGCUGGCCAUUCGGUUCACCCGCAGUGUCCUUCGCCACCGGCGCAGUAAACGUGGCUGGCCCUUUUUACCCCCUAGAAUUUUGCAGCGUGUUCUGGGAACGGUGGCCUUGUCGUGGCCACUCCUUGAUGUGUGUCUUGUGUGUGUGGUUGUGAGGAUGUGACGGCUGCGGGAGCCCCGGCUCCGGAAGAAUCUCAGGGAAGAAGGAACACGGCCGGGUCGAGCGUGGCAGGGCCGUGGCGUGAUGCACGGGGCCGUGGGGCCUUCGCAGGUGGGCUUUGUGGGGGGGGCAGUGGCAGCAGGCGUGGACCCCCAGUGCGCCCCAUACACUCCCUCUCUCUGUCUCUCUCCUGUCUGUGUGUCUUUCCCACAGGUGAAUUGAAGGUAAGGGGGGAGCUGCACCCCAUUUCUACAAUGGCACAGGAUUCUGGGAGCUGUAGUCCAACAAGCCAACUUUCCCCAACUCUCUCAAUUCUGGGGCGGAUAACAAUAUCUGUGUCCUUCCAAGUGUUUCCAGAAUCAAGAUGAUGUCCAAUGUGUUGUCAUGGUCAGAAUCACUAUGUGGCUGUGAGUUUUCCGGGCUGUCUCGCCACGUUCCAGAAGCAUUCUCUCCUGACGUUUCGCCCACAUCUAUGGCAGGCAUCCUCAGAGGUUGUGAGGUCUCUAGGAAACUAGGCAAGUGGGGUUUAUAUCCCUGUGGAAUGAUGACCAGAGUGGGAGAAAGAAAGAACUCGUGUCUCCUUGAGGAAAAUGUGAAUGUUUCAAUUGGCCACCUUGAUUAGCAUUGAAUAGCCUGGCAACUUCGAGGGCUGGCCGUUUACUACCUGGGGGGAAUCUUUUGUUGGGAUUCAAGCUUCGAGUUCUGGCUGUUUACUGCCUGGGGGGAAUCCUUUGUUUGGAUUCAGCUUCAAGAUCUGGCCGUUUACUGCCUGGAGGGAAUCUUUUGUUGGGAUCCAGCUUCGAGGUCUGGCUGUUUACUGCCUGGGGAGAAUCCUUUGUUGGGAUUCAGCUUCGAGAUCUGGCUGUUUACUGCCUGGGGGGGAAUCUUUUGUUGGGAUUCAGCUUUGAGGUCUGGCUGCUUACUGCCUGGGGGGAAUCCUUUGUUGGGAUCCAACUUUGGAAUCUGGCUGCUUACUGCCUGGGGAGAAUCCUUUGUUGGGAUUCAGUUUCGAGAUCUGGAUGUUUACUGCCUGGAGGGAAUCCUUUGUUGGGAUUCAGCUUUGAGGUCUGGCUGCUUACUGCUUGGGGAGAAUCCCCCGUUUGGAUUCAGCUUCGAAGUCUGGUUGUUUACUGCCUGGGGGGGGGGAUCCUUCCAUCUUCAAGCCAGACCUUGAAGCUGAAAGGCUAUUCAAUGCUAAUCAAGGUGGCCAUUUGAAAAAUUCAGACUUGCCUCCAAUGGAUAAAAGUUAUUUCUCCCACCUUGAACGUGUCUAGUUUCCGGCCUAUCUCACCACCUCUGAGGAUGCCUCCCAUAGAAGCGGGUGAAACGUCAGGAAAGAAUGCUUCUGGAACAUAGCCAUACAGCCCGGAAAACUCACAGCAACCCAAGAUGAUGGUAAGCGGCAUCGUCUUGAUUAUGGAAUUGGUCUCUUCAAAUUGGCCUCACCAAUUGGGUUGGGACAGAGCAUGUUGUGAUGGAGAGUCCUAAGACUGUGUUUGUUCUUGAACGAGGCAGCCGCUUCAGGGGUAGCAUUCAAGCUCCAAGUGGGACCAACGCUGGUGAAACUUCUCCUUUUGGACUACCGCUCCCAGAAUCCCCUUUUCACCACUUUGCCUACUGCCUCCCUUUUUUUCUCCUUGAAUCGAUCAUCGGUCAUGUUUUCCUGUCCUUUUCUCCUCCUCUUUGCAUCAUUCCUCUGUGGCUUUUGCAGACCACGAGUUUUCUACUUUCUCUCUUUUUUAUUUUGUUUUUCUUACAAGACCUUUUUUUUCUUAAAAUAAAUUUGCAAAGUGUUUUUUCUAACUGUGUUUUUAUCCUUCUCGACAUCGAUAAAGCAAUAAACUAGUGACUGGUCCCUUUAA
Messenger RNA from Anolis carolinensis (green anole), 5157 nucleotides. RefSeq names its product protein phosphatase 1 regulatory subunit 16A (gene ppp1r16a). The transcript has 12 exons. The record is from RefSeq and is a predicted model, not a curated record. Gene Ontology annotation, cellular component: cytoplasm. NCBI's taxonomy places the organism in Eukaryota, Metazoa, Chordata, Lepidosauria, Squamata, Anolidae. Bases 1411 to 3063 code for a protein of 550 amino acids. Gene Ontology annotation, molecular function: myosin phosphatase regulator activity; enzyme inhibitor activity; protein binding.